UGUUCGCUUAUCCAGUCAAUUGUGAACAGCGAUAGUGGAGGUGGCAGCUCUCUCGUAAUCUCCAAUUGUAUUUUUUUUGUCUCUGCUUUCUGUUCAGAUUCAGAACCUUCAAAGCAGUACUGGUUACUUGAAGGAUGAAACGAUAGUAUACUGAAGCUGCUCCCUCAUUCGGUCACUAUAUGUCUUUGUGCAGAGCCUGAUUUGGGCUUUUAAAAAGAGACCUUUACAUUAUUUUUUUCAGUUAUCCACUCGGUUGGAAAGUGUAAAUGUGUAAAUGGCUGGAGCACAGCCUGGGGUUCAUGCGCUGCAGCUCAAACCUGUAUGCGUCUCUGAAAGCCUGAAGAAAGGCAACAAAUUUAUGAAAUGGGAUGAUGACUCCACCGUCGCAACUGCUGUUACUCUUAAAGUGGACCCACAUGGAUUCUUCCUGUACUGGACAGAUCAGAACAAGGAAACCGACAUUUUGGAUAUCGUCAAUAUCAAGGAUGCAAGAAAUGGGAAAUCUGUGAAAACGCCAAAGGAUGCAAAGCUCAGAGAAUUGCUGGAAGUGAAUCUGGGGGGGCGGCUGGAAAACAAAAUGCUCACUGUGGUCUACGGCCCUGACUUGGUUAAUAUCAACUACCUAAACUUCAUGGCAUUUCAGGAGGACAUUGCAAAGGAGUGGGCAGAUGAGCUAUUCGCUCUGGCAACAAACCUGUUGGCACAGAACAUGUUCAGAGAAGCCUCUCUAGAAAAAGUAUACACAAAACUUAAAUUGCAGCUUAAUCCAGAAGGACGAAUUCCAUUAAAAAAUAUCUUUCGGAUGUUUUCAGCAGACAGAAAGCGAGUUGAAACAGCAUUAGAGUCCUGUGGCCUUCCUUCUGGCAGGAAUGAUUCCAUUCCUCAAGAUGAUUUCACACCUGAAGUAUAUCAAGUAUUUCUAAACAAUAUAUGCCCUCGGACAGAAAUUGACAACAUUUUUUCUGAAAUUGGAGCCAAGAGCAAGCCUUACCUUUCAAUUGAUCAGAUGACAGAAUUCAUAAACACAAAGCAGCGGGACCCGCGACUGAAUGAAAUACUCUACCCACCCCUCAAGCAGGAACAAGUUCAUCAGCUCAUAGAGAAAUAUGAACCAAAUAUCAACUUUACAAAAAAAGGGCAGAUAUCACAAGAAGGAUUCAUGCGAUAUUUGAGUGGAGAAGAAAAUGGAGUUAUUCCUCCUGAAAAACUGGACCGAAGUGAGGACAUGACACUGCCAUUAUCUCACUACUUUAUCAACUCCUCACACAACACCUACCUCUCAGCUGGGCAGCUGGCUGGUAACUCCUCAGUGGAGAUGUAUCGACAAGUGCUCUUGUCAGGCUGUCGUUGUGUGGAGCUGGAUUGCUGGAAAGGACGGACUGCGGAAGAGGAGCCAGUCAUUACUCAUGGAUUCACCAUGACAAGUGAAAUAUCUUUUAAGGAAGUAAUUGAGGCUAUUUCUGAGUGUGCAUUCAAGACUUCCCCAUAUCCAGUUAUCCUGUCUUUUGAAAACCAUGUGGAUUCACCCAAGCAACAAGCCAAGAUGGCAGAGUACUGCAGAGGGAUAUUUGGUGACGCAUUGCUUACAGAGCCAUUAGAAAAAUAUCCUCUUGAAGCUGGCACCCCCUUACCAAGCCCCCAUGAACUGAUUGGUAAAAUUCUUAUCAAAAACAAAAAGAAAUCACAUAAAUCCUCUGAUGGAAGUACUAAAAAGAAACUCUCAGAACAAGCCUCAAACACAUGCAGUGACACAUCGAGUGUAUGCGAGCCAUCAUCUCCAAGUGCAGGUUCCACAAACCCUGAAAUUCCUGAUGUUCAGCCGUCAGUACAAGAUGGAAAUGACCCCAAACUUCAGGGGAGAAAAUCUAUAGCGGAGGUAGAAGCAGAAAGUGAAGAGGAUGAUGAUGACGAUGAUGACUGUAAGAAAUCCUCCAUGGAUGAAGGAACAGCUGGGAGUGAAGCCUUUGCCACUGAAGAAAUGUCUAAUCUUGUUAACUACAUACAGCCAGUAAAGUUUGAGUGCUUCGAGACAUCCAAAAAAGUUAACAAAAGUUUUGCAAUGUCAUCAUUUGUGGAAACAAAAGCUCUAGAGCAGCUUACAAAAUCACCUGUGGAAUUUGUGGAGUAUAACAAAUUACAGCUGAGCCGCAUCUAUCCCAAGGGAACCAGAGUUGAUUCCUCAAACUACAUGCCUCAAGUUUUCUGGAAUGCUGGUUGUCAAUUGGUAGCUCUUAACUUCCAGACAUUAGACCUAUCUAUGCAGUUAAAUUUGGGGAUGUAUGAAUACAAUGGGAAGUGUGGAUAUCGACUGAAACCAGAGUUUAUGAGACGCCCAGAUAAGCACUUUGACCCCUUCGCAGAGUCGACUGUGGAUGGAAUAGUAGCUAAUACUCUUUCAGUUAAGAUCAUUUCUGGCCAGUUUUUGUCAGAUAAAAAAGUUGGCACUUACGUUGAAAUAGAUAUGUAUGGAUUACCUGUCGAUACGAGACGGAAAGCUUUUAAAACAAAGACUUCCCAAGGAAAUGCUAUUAACCCAGUCUGGGAGGAAGAACCCAUAGUUUUUAAGAAGGUUGUUUUGCCUACCUUGGCAUCCCUAAGGAUAGCAGUCUUUGAAGAAGGUGGUAAAUUUAUAGGCCAUCGGAUAAUACCAGUUUCAGCUAUUCGACCAGGUUACCACUACAUCAGCCUUAGGAAUGAAAAGAAUCAGUCUCUGGUGUUGCCAACUGUUUUUGUGUUUAUAGAAGUUAAAGAUUAUGUUCCAGACACCUUUGCAGAUGUGAUUGAGGCGUUGUCUAACCCCAUAAGAUAUGUAAACCUAAUGGAACAAAGAGCCAAACAACUGGCUGCAUUGACACUGGAGGAUGAAGAAGAAGUAAAGAAAGAGAUCGAACCUGGGGAUAUGCCUUCAGAGUCCAUUAGUGAUCCCAAGCCAGCACCAGCAGAAAAUGGCGUAAAUCAUGAACCCUGUAUAGCACCGAAACCUCCGUCUCAGAUCGCCCACCCCCCGCCUCCCACUGGCUCAGUGAAAUCUGCAGUAAAAACAGAAGAUAUCAUACAGAGUGUCUUAUCUGAGGCAGAAGCACAGACUAUUGAAGAGCUGAAGCAACAAAAGGCAUUUGUAAGAGAGCAGAGAAAGCACUACAAAGAAAUGAAGGAGCUGGUAAAGAAACACCACAAGAAAACAACAGAUUUGAUUAAGGAGCACACUGCCAAAUACAAUGAGUAUCAGAGCGAGUAUUUACGGAGAAGGGCUCUGCUGCAAAAAUCUGCAAAAAGAGACGGUAAGAAAAGGGGUACGUCAUCCAGUCCUGAACACAAUUCUACAUCUAUUGAGCAAGACCUGUCUGCCCUGGAUCUAGAAAUUACCCAGAAAUUAUCAGAGCUGAAAGAACAGCAGCAGCAGAAGCUGCUGAACCUCAGACAAGAACAGUAUUAUAGUGAGAAAUACCAGAAAAAAGAACACGUUAAACAGCUUGUUGAGAAACUGACCACAGUGACAGAGGAGAGUCAAAACAACCAGUUAAAGAAAAUAAAAGAACUUUGUGAAAAAGAAAAGAAAGACUUAAAGAAGAAAAUGGACAAGAAGAGGCAAGAGAAGAUCAAUGAAGCCAAAUCUAAAGAUAAGAAUCUAACAGAAGAGGAAAAGCUUGAAAUCAACAGAUCCUACGUCAAUGAAGUGGUGCAAUAUAUUAAACGGUUAGAGGAAGCUCAGAGCAAAAGACAAGAAAAACUCCUUGAAAAACAUAAGGAUGUUCGUCAGCAAAUCCUGGAUGAAAAAUCUAAGCUGCAGAAUGAGCUUGAUCAGGAGUACCAAGAUAAGUUUAAGAGACUUCCCGUGGAAAUCCAGGAGUUUGUACAAGAAGCCAUGAAAGGAAAAUUCACUGAAGAAGGAGCACACAGCACUUCCCCUUCCUCCUCGGUGUCAGAAAGUGGAAAACCUAACCACAAGCCUCUACAGUCCGAGGAUGAUUUAGAUGAUGAAAAUCCAGAUAAAGUGUUUGAUACUCCACUUUAGGCAGCUCUGAUGGGCUUUAGAUUUAUUCCUUUGGGUCAGUCACACACACCCAGCCCAUACAGAGCAAGGGCUUGUAUUGGUCAACCUCUAAAUGCAGGAAACUACAUUUCUUGAAUUGUUUCUUGGAAAAGAAGCUUUCGUGCUAUGGUCUGUUGUGAUUAUAACUUAUUAUUAUGGUUCACAGUGCCAGUGUUUUGGACCUAAACACAUAUUAACCAUUUUUCUUUUUUUGUACUUAUUACAUAGGUAAUCAUAUACAACACCCGUAAUGUUUAAUGGUGUUCUAAGGGUGAAUCAAGGUUUAUUGUAAGUGAUAAUUUUCUUAAAGUGCCAGGCAAAGUAAACUAAACUUACAGAUCAUACACUGCAUAUACAAGCAUGGAUAUGAAGCCCUUCUUUAGUUAUAUUUAACACAAUUUACCAGAAGCAUCUCCACUGUAUGCACUGAUCUAAUGGAGAUUAUUUGCUUUUGUCUGCAAGCACAGGUGACUUGCUGUUAUAAUUGUGUUCAAUACAUAGAGAUAGGGACAUUUGUUGCUGCUGAAAUGUUUCUUGUUAUUUGCUUUAUACAAUAUUUAAGAGACUUAGACAUGUUUUAUUUUAUUAUUCUUUAACAAAAUCGUUCUUUAGGAAAACACAUUUUGCAUUGUCAUGCCAGUAAUCUGUUGAACUGUGGACAGUUUGGUUCAGUUAAUGAAAAUAUGUUACAGGGAUGCAUUGUGGUAUACUUAUGUGUUACUGUACACUUGUAAAGGUUUUAUAUAGUGUGGAUACUGUGAUGUUACAUUAAUAUAUGGGGAAAUGUAUUUUAGUUUGUUACAUAAAACUUUAUGAAUACUUGAUUUUGAAACAGAAAUCACAUGUUGUAUGACUACUUCAAUUUUUCUUGCACAAUUUUCUCAUUUUGCAUUGGAAAAAAAAAAAAAACAUUUAAAUGGUCCUGAAACAGGAAUGAAGAUGGCUUAACAGAUUCCAAUGCUAUGUCAGGACAUAAAUAUUUUACUUUCAACUUGAUUACGUGUGUAAAAUACAGCUGAAUAAAAUACAGAUGGAUGUUUCAUAUUAAUUACAUUCUUGUUACUAGUGUGGCAAAUUUUUCUGAAGAUGAAAGCAGUCUGAAGCUUGAUUUUUUGUUCUAUUUAGAAUAUCCUGAUUUAAGAUACAGUAAAUACAUUUGUUUUAAUGGACUAUAAGUGUAUGUUGUUGCUUUGUGUAUUUUUUAAAUUUUUAAUCCUCUGAAAUAUGUUUAAUUUGCACAUUGGUUUAAAAAACAAAUCACUAGGUAAUGCUGCAUUUGGUAAACAGAUAUCUUAAAACUAUUUUUUAGAUUAUAGUUCUGAUUACAAUUAAUUUUUUGCAGCUUUUGUAAAUCCAGCAUUUUAGUAUUUAUGUUUGCUAUUUUUUUUUUUUUAACAAGCUCUGUACAGUGCCAUGUUUUGCAGUUAAUGAAACUAGUACUUAGUGUUUUAUUGUGUUUGGAGGUGUUUGUACCACUUCAGUUAUGGAGAUAUAUUUUAUUGUUUUAAUAUUACUUGAAUUAGAUUUAAAAAGUUUAUUUAAUGAAACAAGAAGGGUCUUUAUGAUGUGGAAGUCUUGUGCCUUUUAUGUGUUUGCCUUGUUAGGUGUUGAAUGUGUGAAAUGCAGUACAGUACUGUGUACAUCUCUAUUGAAUUAUAAUACGCUUUCUGUAUUUACUAUAACUAGAUUGUAUGUGCACUUUUAAUACCUUCCCACUACUGAGAGAAGCUUGAGGUCAGCAGUAUUCUAAAAAGAUGUAUCUCAUUAAAUGCCAGACAUUUUUGAUCAAUAUAUUUCACGUUGCAUUGACUAUAUUUUUUUUAAAUUUAAAGGGACCUUGCUUGUGUUUCUAUUGACAUAAAUAUUGCUCUUGUAAAUUGUAUGAAGAUGUCUGUGAGUGUUGUCUUACUUUGUGAUUUGCCUUUAAAGCGCAUAAUAUAUCUGAUGUUGAGGAGAUAUACAUAUUUGGUUCUUAACAAUUAUGAAUGGUUCAAAAUGCAUUAUUAACACUUUUGUAAAAAAUUCUAUGCAAUUUUGUGGCAUGAUGUUUCUUCCACUUGUAAUUUUAUGUGCUUUCAUCAUUAUUCCAAAAGAAAAUAAUAAUAAAAAAAAAAUUAAAAAAACUUAACACACAAUGUUAUCUGUUUUGAGUGAACAAAAGACACAUGAUGAAUACUAGACGGGCAUAGGCCUCAGUCUUGCUAUUGUGAGCAUUAUAUAUUAUAUAUAGUUAUAUAUAGGGCAGCAGUGUGGAGUAGUGGUUAGGGCUCUGGACUCUUGACCGGAGGGUCGUGGGUUCAGUCCCAGGUGGGGAGACUGCUGCUGUACCCUUGAGCAAGGUACUUUACCUAGAUUGCUCCAGUAACAACCCAACUGUAUAAAUGGGUAAUUGUAUGUGAAAAUAAUGUGAUAUCUUGUAACAAUUGUAAGUCGCCCUGGAUAAGGGCGUCUGCUAAGAAAUAAAAAAAAUAAUAAUAAUAUACAUUAUAUAUAGUUGUAUUGAUUUUUUCACAUGUCCUGGGUAAUGUCCCUAUUUGUCUCAAUGACCCCACCAAUGACAUUGCUCUGUUUUUAGAACAUAAAGACUGCACCACAAUUGUGGAGUGGGCACUUGACACAUGUCAUAUGAAAUAAAAUCUGUAAAACUAUUGAACGCCAAUCACGCUAAUUAAAAUAAUUGCAAACUUCAUAAAAAUGUACAGAAUUUACGGUUAAACAGUCAUUUGAAGCUACUCGUAAAAUAGCAACGUUAGUAAUAUACUAUGCACCCCCUGCCAUUGCUGUAAAUACAUGAAAAAGUAACUCACCAUGACUAACAUCGACAGUCUGUGUUUAGAAAGAGGUUCCUUCAUAUAUCUCAUGAUGUAUUCUGAUACUCUCAAUAACUUGUAGUAAAGAUGUUUUAGCAAGUUUCAUCAUUUUAUAAUCUGUUCUCUAGCUAUGCUGAGCUGUGUGUACACAGUGUAACAUAUACAUCAUGAUAUUCAAAAUAGGUCACAUCCUAUCAUUUACUAACAUUUAAAAACAAAAGGGACUCACAAACUGUUUGAGAUUUUGACCCUUUUUAUGUCAAUUUAAUAGACAUCCUAGUGCUGAUCAUUGUUUGCAAAGGUAUGUGUUUUGUCAAAAAAAAACUUCACUUUUAGUGUGUAUUUAUGGGUUGUAAAUAUCUGAAUACCGUGCCGAAUACUACUUAGUCACUUAGUUCUACCCUAAAAUGAAGUGAUACGGAACUAAUCUGAUUCCAAAGGGUCAUAAAUAUUUGCCAGCACAAGAAUACUCCUUUGGGAAUUCAAAUGGGACCUAAAUGAGCCAAGUAAGUCUGAGUUAAUUGGACCUACCGAACCGUUCAAGGAAUUGAACAAUAAUACGGUAAUAUUCCUUUCUGAAAGAAAUAGUAAGAAUGAUGUAAUCUCUCAUUAAUUAUUAGUAUUAUUAUUUAUUUCUUAGCAGACGCCCUUAUCUAGGGUGACUUACAAUUG
Messenger RNA from Acipenser ruthenus (sterlet), 7515 nucleotides. Its product is annotated as 1-phosphatidylinositol 4,5-bisphosphate phosphodiesterase beta-1. The transcript has 33 exons. Gene Ontology annotation, molecular function: calcium ion binding; phosphatidylinositol-4,5-bisphosphate phospholipase C activity; calmodulin binding. Gene Ontology annotation, cellular component: cytoplasm; nuclear speck. Gene Ontology annotation, biological process: lipid catabolic process; phosphatidylinositol-mediated signaling; memory. Lineage: Eukaryota; Metazoa; Chordata; Actinopteri; Acipenseriformes; Acipenseridae. The coding region runs from base 275 to 4015 and encodes 1246 amino acids. The record is from RefSeq and is a predicted model, not a curated record.